This is a messenger RNA of Arabis nemorensis, 375 nucleotides long. NCBI's taxonomy places the organism in Eukaryota, Viridiplantae, Streptophyta, Magnoliopsida, Brassicales, Brassicaceae. The record is from the annotation of a GenBank genome assembly.
AUGGAUGACUUUUUCGAGCAGAUAAACCCCAAGGCCAUAACUGCGAGGAUAAAUGUGGAUAUAGCACGUACAGCUCACAGGGAAGCUAUUAACUCGGGUUUGGAAGACGAAGUGUUCAAAGCCGUGACUAACAUGAUCAUUUCACUGAUGGAUCAAACCAUCGUUGCAGCAAAUCAUGUUGAAGAGCGCUUGGAAUUUCUGCGGACUGUAGGUGAUUCGUACCCCAAUUUUUCUCGAGAUCUUGGUGCGACCGACCUGAUGGCUGAUAAUGCAUUGGCGAAUUCAGAACUUGCGAUGGAACAAAUGAAAAAAGCGGUUGCUGAUGCAGAGGAUUGGAAAAGAAGAGCGAGAAAUGUAGCAGGAGGAAACAAUUAA